Messenger RNA from Acanthoscelides obtectus, 655 nucleotides. The record is from the annotation of a GenBank genome assembly. Lineage: Eukaryota; Metazoa; Arthropoda; Insecta; Coleoptera; Chrysomelidae.
AGGAUAGAAACUCCCCCUACUUCUCCCUACCAUGACAUGCAUGUAGCUAAUAUGAGGAACCGUCUGCAAGACGCUCCAGGUGCUGAAGCAAUUGAAAGAAGGCAAUUGGUCCAUCCAAAGAAGCGACGUCCCUCUUACCAACAACCUGUUUUGUCACCUGUCACCGAAAUGUCGACAGGCAACGGUUGUAAUCCAUGUCCAUCUCGAGGUUGGUCACCCGAAAGUCCACCAUGGAAUCUUCCUUCAGGAAUGUCUACGUCAGCUACAUACGGGCCUUCUGGAUCGCCAUGCACCGAUCAUCAAAUGAAGAAUAUAAUGGACAGCGCUGCCCAACAGCAAGGCUUGCUAGAUCAAGAGAAAUUUGGGCCUUCAGACCGUCGAAGGAUUAUUCCUAGAGAUGAAACAGGCAGGCCGUUCUUGGAUGCUGACGCCUGUCAACCGUGCACUUCUCAGUAGGCGUCAGCUGCCAGCGACUAUCAGCUAGCUGCAACAAAUGAGUUUGGUGAUAGCGAUGAAUCUCAAACAACCAGAUCCGCAUGUGGCAAGUCCAGAUACCUGUUUAAAUGUCAAAAGGUGAAAGCCAGAUGGAACAAUGAAAUUAGUAGUGUAUGUGUACAUAUUUGAUUCGUAAUAAACAAGUUGAUGUCACAUUUCA